AUGUUAAGGGUGUUGUUAUGUGCCUGCAUAGUUCCAGUGGUGGUGAGUAUAAUAGUAACAGACUAUCCACCGACGAGCACAGAGUACAAUUAUUCAUAUAACGUCAUAGAUCUUGCUACUGGCGAUGCAAAAACUCUGCACGAAGUAAGACAAGGAGACACUGUUAGCGGAUCAUAUUCCCUCAUUGAUCCUGAUGGCACAAGGCGCACUGUCACAUACAUUGCUGGGCCCAAGACCGGAUUUAAGGCUGUGAUUCACAAAGAACCCGCGACAAUGCCUCAAAUCGCCAACAAUAAGAAUUACAAUUACUUCACAGCGGAGCAAUUGGGCAUAAUUCAAACCAGUGUCCACAGCCGCAUCGCUUUGGCUCUCCCUGAUGCAGCCACAUGUACUCGAUGUGGUUUGUGUCCGGAUGACAAAUGCAGCCGACAAUACGCUUGUCGAAAGCGCUCGGGAUCAGAUUUGGACACUCCAAGGUACCCGGACCUAGAAAUGCAAAAUCAAUGGUCUGCCGUGAAUUCUGAAAAUAAAGUAGACAAAUUAUUAGAUUCCAAAGGCGUAAGUUCCGAAGGCGAAGGUUCCGAAGGCGUAGGUUCCGUAGGCGUUGAUUCCGGUGUUGGCGUUGGUGUAGUCAUCGGAACCGGUGCAUACACCGACCUUGAAUUAGUAGACGACGCCGACGUUGUUCCACUCAUUGGAGAUGUGUAA
Messenger RNA from Parnassius apollo (apollo), 708 nucleotides. The record is from the annotation of a GenBank genome assembly. NCBI's taxonomy places the organism in Eukaryota, Metazoa, Arthropoda, Insecta, Lepidoptera, Papilionidae.